Messenger RNA from Oldenlandia corymbosa var. corymbosa, 270 nucleotides. The record is from the annotation of a GenBank genome assembly. NCBI's taxonomy places the organism in Eukaryota, Viridiplantae, Streptophyta, Magnoliopsida, Gentianales, Rubiaceae.
AUGGGGCAAAUUGUGAAGGAUCUUGUUCAUCCCUCUAUCCAAGAACAACUGCUUAUGAAGCAGAUGUUGAUGUGUAUUCGAAGAUGGAAGGCUAAUCCUACUCCUAAUAGUUCUCAUUUUCUUUUUAAGGAAAAAUUGCUUUCCCGUGUCUUACAUCCGGCUGAAGAGCUCAGGGUUCUCGGUAUUUGUGAGAACAAGAUGAGAGGUAGUAUUUGUGAUGAGAUGAGCAGUAGUGCUGCCUUGGCUCUUGACGUUGUCGCCUGCGGGUAG